GCCUUUUACAAACGACGACGAGGAGCCAAAAGCGCUGGUGAGAAGUUUCAGUGCUCAAAUUGCGGCGUCUUACGAUCCCAAAGAUGCUUCGAACAGCACGCUGCGUGGGAUCAUCGCAGGAGAUUAUGAUCGAGCGCGAUCCAGUCAUGGAGAAGAUAAGAACUGGGAAAGGCACUUCAAAAAAUGGUCGCCAGUGGCUACCAAGUGAGUUUCCAUCCCAUACGGCAACCAACGCAUUUAACAACGAGACAUAGCGGAAGUGGUAGCUAUUUGCUGAGGCCUGCAGCCGUGAAGCUGAGUGUGUCAUGGGCUCGAUUCAGAGAGAAAGUCCCGAACAAGGAGGCGGCGUCUUGGCAGCAUCGCGCGCCGGAUUUCAAAGAUGUAUUCGAUUUGAUGAACAAUAUCAGCACUGAAUUCGAGGACAAACGCAAACGAGGACCGACCGGGCUCAUUAACAGGUACUUCCGGCAAUCAUGCGAGCAGCUGAAGGCCCAUGAUACCCUGCUCAGUAUCCUACCCGAGGGGAGUGAGUACGUGUCUCUGUUUACUGGCGUUCUGAAAUCCAUCAUCAAGGCUUCUUGUAACCAUGAAGAAGUAUGUGCUGCGUUCGCACGUUCAUGGGCAGAAAUUACAGAAAAAGUCUCGCUGGUAGAGGACAUUCUUGGUUUGUUACCGACGGAGAAGAACCAGGAGCUCAUGAUGAGCUUAUACGCCAACAUUUUCUCGUAUUUGAGCAGCGCGCUCGAUUGGUAUCUUCUGGCACCCUGGAAGCGUGCUGUCAAGGCGUUCAAUCAGGAUCUCUACAAGGAGCAUGAGGAUCAGAUCAUAAGUAUAUGCAAGAGCGCACAAGAAAUCAAAGACCGUGCACUGGUUGGAAGCGUAGCGCAACUACGUGACAUCCAGUAUAAUCUUGCGGAUCUCAAAAAACUCUUUGAACAAGACCAGCAACGGAAACGCCUAGACAUCCCGGAACUACGACGCCAGUCAAAGCUUGACCUGGAAGGUUUCAUCUCAAGCCACUUCAAAGGAGCUUUGCAACAAAUCGCCGAAGACGCUCUUAUUGGAGCCAACCUCCGACUCCACGGCGGGAAUGGCAACACCACUGGUGGAAGCAACAUGCCGGCGAUCAAGUUUUCAGCUAUCGAGGAGCGACAACGCCAAACAGUUUCCAGAUUUCCUGCCAAUCUACAAAAGUUCGUUGACAAAAGCCGAUUCAGACUAUUCUCGCAUUCCGCAGCGUCCAAUAUGCCAGUAGUUAUUGCUAUGCGACUGCAAAAAUGGGCCACAGGCGACAACUCUGCAAUCAUCUCACUUUCUGGAACGAAUGCCUAUGCUGAUAUCCGGACGCCGGAUUCGCUCAGCAGCGUAGCGGCGAAUCUGAUUGCUUUCGCCGACCUCGCAAAACUGCCGGUCGUGUCAUACUUCUGCACGCUCGCUACUCCUGGCGACUUGAAAUCUUCUCAGACUCGAGAGACGCACGCUCUGAUCGCGCUGGUCUACGCUUUAAUCUGGCAGCUUGUCGAGCUAAUUCCGGUUGAGACAAAGGUAGAUGUGGAUCUCAGCGCUGAACGAUUUCGCCUGCUCGAUGGGACAACGGAUACCUUCUCCGAAGCUCUAGAUCUUCUGCGUGAUACCUUCCAAUUUGCACCGCACUUACUAUAUUGCGUGAUUGAUGGACUGCAUUGGCUCGAUGACAGGUCUACGCGAACUCUUCUGGACAGCUUCGUGAGCUUGUUGCUGGAUAUAACCCGCAGUGGCGAUGCUCAAGAACACCAGAUCAAGAUCGUCUUGACUACUGCAGGGCCUGCCCGCGCGUUGUUGAGAAGUCGGCUUCCACGAAUAGACCAGAUCACGCUUGGGUCACCUUGAAUGCGACAUCGUUGGAGAUUUGGACCGAGUCUCGCAAAGCAUGACAUUGUUGACAA
Messenger RNA from Aureobasidium pullulans EXF-150, 1925 nucleotides. RefSeq lists its product as uncharacterized. Bases 184 to 1869 code for a protein of 561 amino acids. The record is from RefSeq and is a predicted model, not a curated record. The transcript has 2 exons. NCBI's taxonomy places the organism in Eukaryota, Fungi, Ascomycota, Dothideomycetes, Dothideales, Saccotheciaceae.